Python bivittatus (Burmese python) is the source of this 1504-nucleotide messenger RNA. RefSeq names its product TBC1 domain family member 7 (gene TBC1D7). The record is from RefSeq and is a predicted model, not a curated record. Gene Ontology annotation, molecular function: GTPase activator activity. Lineage: Eukaryota; Metazoa; Chordata; Lepidosauria; Squamata; Pythonidae. Gene Ontology annotation, biological process: activation of GTPase activity; negative regulation of TOR signaling.
AGGCUUCCGGUUUCCUCCUCUGGGCCGGCCGGAGUCUGCGCGGUCUCCGGUGGGAGGGAUCUGCGGGCUGGCUUGGCGAGGCCGUGGUGGGCUCGGUUUCUGCCGGGUAGGAAGGAGGUGCCCGGGGAGUUUUGUGGCUGCCUCCGCCGGGGUCCCUCCCGCCCCUUUUCUUGCUCCGGUCGUGGCGGCUUUGACGGCCUUCCAAGGCAACCUUUCUUCGCCCAGUCAGUCUGCUGGCCUGCCUGCUUUCCAGUCGCUCAUCUCGUUGCUCUUUUCUUUUUUUUCGGGCCCGGGCUCGCCGUCCUUUUCAGUCCCCCUUAAGCUUUUCUUUCGAGGUGCCCUUCCUUUCAGCCCUCUUGCGAGCUCCCCAUUGUCCACCUCACCCGAUGUCCUUCAUUUAGCCGUCUCAGUUUCUCGCCUGCGGGACGCUCUUGUGGAUACCCUGCGGACUAGUUCUGUGGCUUUCGAAGUACUUACUCUAAGCCAGUCUUCUGCAGCCUGGUGCCUUCCAGCUGUGUUAGACUUCAGUUCCUGUUAGUAGAAUGAGACAUGGCUGAGGAUCCUCAGAGAAAUUUCCGAUCUGUGUACUAUGAAAAAGUAGGAUUUCGUGGUGUUGAAGAAAAGAAGUCGUUAGAAAUUCUUCUGAAAGAUGAUCGGUUGGAUAUUGAGAAGCUUUGCACAUUUAGUCAAAGGUUUCCUCUCCCAUCUAUGUAUCGGACCUUGGUGUGGAAGGUGCUUCUAGGAAUUCUCCCACCUCACCAUGAAUCUCAUGCGUUUGUGAUGAAAUGCAGAAAAGAACAGUAUGGGGAUGUCUACCGUGCUCUUCAAGUAAUUCGCUUUAUCACGGAUUCUACUCCACAGGUUGAAGUAUUCCUCCGGAUAUAUCAGUUGGAAUCAGGAAAGCUACCUCAAAAUCCAUCUUUUCCUUGGGAAUCUGAAGAUAAGAUAUUCCUUGUUAUUGCUAAAGCGAUGGAAGAAAUGGUGGAAGAUAAUAUUGAUUGCUACUGGCUAGUCAGUAGCUUUGUGAACCAGUUAAACAAUAAGUACAAGGAGUCAUUACCCCAGCUGCCAAAACUUCUGGAACAAAUCCUGAGCCUUGAGGACAGCCGACUUCUAGCACAUCUGAAAUUGUGUUCAGCAAUGGGCCAGCUUCCUUAUAAUCUUUGGUUUAGAAAGUGUUUUGCUGGAUGCCUUCCUGAAUCCAGUUUACAAAGGGUUUGGGACAAAGUUAUUAGUGGUUCUUGCAAAAUCCUUGUCUUUGUUGCUGUUGAGAUCUUAUUAACCUUUAAAAUGAAGUUGAUGGCCUUGAAUAGUGCAGAAAAGAUCGAACAGUUUUUGGAAAAUAUACCUCAAGAUAACACUGAUGCAAUUGUGAGCAAAGCUAUUGAAUUAUGGCACAAACAUUGUGGGACCCCUGCUCAUUCAGUUUGAAAAUAUCUGCUUUUCUGUUUUUGUUUGUCUCUUUCCCUCUCCAAAAUAUAUAAUUAAAAUUAUUUAAACAUUA